UUUUGUGCGGCAUGUGCAUGGACCGUGCUUGCUUGCAUGCUUGUCAAUGAACCACUUAGUUACUGAUGCUCCCCUGAUUUCGUUUAGAAAAUGUCAUCAAAGAAAAGUAAAGGCAAAGGUAAAAAAGCAAGCGACGGAGAUAACUCAAGCCUUAGGAGUGCAGAAGAUGCAGAUAGUUCUGGAGUUGGAGGAAAUUACAGCAACGGAGCUUUAAGUGUUACCGACUUCAUCGAGAAAGCUGAUGAAAAAGUCCCUAAAAGAUGUAGGUCCCAAUUAGCACAGCUGAGUCUGAACACAAUGAAGUCAGCAGGUGUGUGCAUCGGAAGACCAGCUCUGCUAUCCUCAACCACAGGUCAACAGGAGGUGUGCUUGGCGUGGCCAGUUGGAGCCUUCCCCUCAAGGAAAGUAGGCCUCACAAAAAGCAUCCAGACAGGCCUGCGUGUGAAGCCUGGGGAUGGAGUUUUCCUCCGCCCAGUGACAGGGCCCAUUCUGCAAGCAGAGGAGAUUGAACUCUCCCUCUGCCAAGAGGACAGUACUCUCAACAUGGAGGACUUCAGCAGAUUUCUUCUACGGACCCUGGAUGGGCGGAUAGUCCUGCCAGGAAACACCCUGUCUGUGACCUUCUUUGGCCGCCCCUGCAGUGUAAUUGUAGAGAAGGUGAGGGGGGUAGACGGACUGUCCCUGGAGCGGACUGCUGCCCAGAGCAAGGCGGACACGACCUGCCCGGGUGAGAACUCCACGCUGGGCUCCAGCUCCCUGGACGUCUCCCUCCAGCUCAGCCUCCUGAACCUGGAGGACCAGGACAAGAGCAUCUCCGAGAGCUGCAGCACCCCUGCUAAACCAGGUGCACCUCCAGCGCUUAGCACCCCCGUCAGGCCUGCCGCACCCUCCCCCUGUGUGCCCGUCUGCGGAGACAGCCCACUACCCAGCAUGCCUCAGACCCCCACAGACGCCCUGUCGGAAAGCAUAGCCAGCUCAGAGCUGGGGGACGGGACGUUCGGACCGAAGCUGCUGGACUCGGACGCUGCCUCAACGGCUCCACCUGGUGGCGUCUCCGAUAGUGACACUUUUUACUGCGUGGCUGCCAGCACCAGACUGAGGCUCCAGGACCGUCUGACGGAGAAACGGGAGCAGAAGGCCCCCGAGGCGCCCAGGGUCACCUACAGCAUGAUCGGCGGCCUGAGCAGCCAGCUGGACACCAUCCGAGAGACCAUCGAGCUCCCCCUCAAGCAUCCUGAACUGUUCAAAAGCUAUGGAAUUCCGGCUCCGAGGGGAGUUCUUCUCCAUGGCCCUCCUGGCACAGGGAAGACCAUGAUUGGGCGAGCCAUAGCCAAUGAGGUUGGAGCUCACAUGACCGUCAUCAAUGGCCCAGAGAUCUUGAGCAAGUUUUAUGGAGAGACUGAGGCUCGCCUUAGGCAGAUAUUUGCAGAGGCAUCUCAAAGAAGGCCUGCUAUCAUCUUUAUCGAUGAGCUGGACGCCCUGUGUCCUAAGAGGGAGGGGGCCCAGAACGAGGUGGAGAAGCGGGUGGUGGCCUCUCUCCUGACGCUCAUGGACGGAAUCGGAUCUGAGGGACACACUGGUCAGCUGCUGGUGUUGGGGGCGACUAACCGGCCCCACGCGCUGGACCCCGCCCUGAGGAGGCCCGGCCGCUUUGACAAGGAGCUGGAGGUGGGGGUCCCCGGGGCGGCCGAGCGGGCGGACAUCUUGCGCAAGCUGCUGCUCCCCAUGCCCUGCAGCCUGUCCGAGCAGGAAGUGCUGGAGCUGGCAGACGCCGCCCACGGUUACGUAGGAGCUGACCUUGCUGCCGUUUGCAAGGAAGCAGGCCUGCAUGCACUCAGGCGAGCUUCGGGGACUGGCUCUCCGCUGUCGGACACGGAGGUAAUGGAUGUCAUAACGGUCACCCUUUCCGACUUCCAGAAGGCGAUGUCAGAGGUCAAACCCAGUGCCAUGCGAGAGGUGGCCAUCGAUGUCCCGAAGGUGCGCUGGUCCGACGUGGGUGGGAUGGCGGAGGUGAAGCUGAAACUGAAACAGGCCGUGGAGUGGCCCCUGAGGCACCCUGAGGCCUUCACACGCAUGGGCAUCAAGCCCCCUAAAGGGGUGCUGCUCUACGGACCACCCGGCUGCUCCAAGACCAUGAUCGCCAAGGCUCUGGCCAACGAGAGUGGACUCAACUUUCUCGCCGUCAAGGGCCCGGAGUUGCUGAGCAAGUAUGUGGGGGAGUCGGAAAGAGCCGUCCGAGAGGUUUUCAGGAAGGCCAGGGCAGUCGCUCCAUCCAUUGUCUUCUUUGAUGAGAUCGAUGCUCUUGCAGUUGAGAGAGGAAGCUCUUCGCGCUCCAGUGGUGUAGGAGACCGGGUCCUCGCUCAGCUCCUGACAGAGAUGGACGGCAUCGAGCAGCUCAAAGACGUCACGGUGCUGGCUGCCACCAACCGCCCCGACAUGAUCGAUAAGGCCCUGAUGCGUCCUGGGCGACUCGACCGCAUCGUGUACGUGCCCCUGCCCGACGCGGACACGCGCCGAGAAAUAUUCGCCCUCCAGUUCCGCUCCAUGCCCGUGGACGAUGACGUGCAGCCGGACGACCUGGUAGCUCUGACCGAGAAGUACUCUGGAGCUGAGAUAGCUGCAGUAUGCAGGGAAGCGGCCCUCCUGGCCCUGCAGGAGGACAUCAAAGCACAGCGUGUCGCGCGGAGCCAUUUUGAGAGCGCCCUCGACGCGGUCAAGCCCAGGGUUCCAGACUCCCUGAUCCAGUCGUAUAUUAACUACCAGCGGCAGAGUGGACAGACUCACUGGUGAUGUCACUGCCCAAGGAUUCCAGGGCUGUAUACCCCCCCCCCCUCUCUCUCUAGAGGUGGUGGUCAGCCUACCCCCACCCCCAACCCCGCAUCCCAAAUCACCCUGUGCUGGUCCUGGGGAGUUGAGGGGACAGAAAACAGAAGAUGAAAGGCCCAGGAAGGAUAAAGGGGCUGUGAUUGAUUGUUUGCAUUUUUGCUGUUGUGGCCCCCAGUAACACCCUGCAAGGUUUAUCAUAGUGUUCUCUGUUAAUACAAUCAACACAAACCUUACUAAGUGGUAUUAUUUGUAAUAAAUGUGUAUUUAAGUAA
This is a messenger RNA of Alosa sapidissima (American shad), 3098 nucleotides long. It is a transcript of the gene afg2a, whose product is annotated as spermatogenesis associated 5. The record is from RefSeq and is a predicted model, not a curated record. Bases 91 to 2790 code for a protein of 899 amino acids. The transcript has 16 exons. Gene Ontology annotation, cellular component: cytoplasm. Gene Ontology annotation, molecular function: ATP binding; ATP hydrolysis activity. Lineage: Eukaryota; Metazoa; Chordata; Actinopteri; Clupeiformes; Clupeidae.